CUGCCAGUGGUGCCUCGGGGAGCGUCAGGGAUGAAGCACAGUGUAAGAGGACAACUACCCAGUGAGGAUAGAAGGCGAAGGAGUAUCUGGCAGGAGACGCGCACCCAGUUAACAUCGCAGGAAAAUGGUGGAACAGGAACAGCAGCAUCCAACAGCCUAGGAGUUCAACGUGUUGAUUUUAUAGCCAAUGUUGGUGUGGAAAAAAUAAACAGUGAUUAGAAAAUACAACUUGAUUACGUUGACGCCAGUCCCAUGUGUUAAUUAAAAAUUCACAACAUACAAACAACGUUCCUCGGAGGCCAAAAGCGUAGUAUGAAGUGUCAAGUUUGAAGGCUAGUUGUGAAGUACACCUGAACUUUUCAAUGCGAUCUCAGUGAAGUCUUCAAGUAUAAGGUUGAUCAGAAACUUGUAGCAAGUAACGUGAGACUCAUUAUAAGAAGCUUCAUUCUGUGUCACUAGAUCCGGCAAAUUACUUGGAUGUGGAGUACAGCGGCAGUUGUUGCAGUAUUAAAACUCACCGCUAGGCCACAAGGGCCCCUCACCAGCCGAACUAGGCAAGGAAGUGUUCGAGUCAGUGCCGAGACUUGGAAGUUUCUGAGCCAGUACUAAGCUAAGGAGUGCCGGAGCUAGUAUUAAGCAAGUUGUCAGGGCCAGUGCUUGGCUAAAAGGUGUCCGGUGUGAUGCUGCCGUCACCACAACUCCAUCACUGGCCGCCUCUGCGUCAUCACAUGGACAUAACUUGCUCCUCUAGUUGAUGUUUGUAGACCAAACUUGUGUGUACCCUCUCCCCUCCUCCUUGUGCCGCACUGUUUUAUUAUUAUUAUUAUUUGCGUGAAGCGUUUGCCUCAAGUUUUACCAUCCAUCCCAUGCAUUCACUUGUCAGUACUUUUAUUACGUGUUCACAUAAUCAACUCGAUAUCUUAACACGCAGACAAUCAGUCGUAACAGUCCUGAGUGAACCAUCAACAACACGUACAUAUCAAAAUCGCCAUGACCAGCCAAGACACGGCGUACACCUGUGUCACUCCUUCACUGACCCGUCCUAAUGUACACUAACCACCUGAACGAUUAUAUUAAUGUCGAAUAUUUUCAUCCACUGUCCCGUUACUUUAUCGCGCCAAAAUAGUUGUUUUCGAUACACCCUGUGCUGCAGUAAAUUUAAAUCGCACAUUUUAAUUUGACAUUUAGUGAUACCGUCACAACCUCGCAUCCGAAUUGCCCUUCAAACUUCUCGUACAUUUUGCUUUCACUUUAUAAUAUCUGUGAAUUGCAGUGUUAUACUCUUCCUUAAAUGCCGUCCUCUCGUGCAGUACCUGUUAUUGUACGUUAAAUCCCACCUCCUCAUUCAAAUAAAAUAAUUCGGACCUCUCUUCCGAAUUUCCGUUGUCUUCUUGUGUAUAGUUGCCCAUUGAGCUCUGAGCGAGAAUUCCUAAGAAGCAUCUGCGUGAAUUGCAAUUUGUGGGCGUGUAGUUUCCGCUGUACCGGUGUCCUUGUUCAAGACGAGCACCACCAGGAACGUCAGUGUACAGAUCGGCAACAGUAGGUGAGUCGAGCACGUGCACCAGGAACGGCAGCAGUAGGUGAGCCGAGCAACAAAACAAUAGUAGCAGCAAAAGCAGCAUAGCAGUAGCAGUAGUACCAAUACUUGGAGCAGCAACAGUAGCAAUAGAAGGAGCAGCAACAGUAGCAAUAGAAGGAGCAGCAGCAGAAGUAGCACCAAUAGAAGCAGUACCAAUAGCAGCAGCGGUGGCGAGGAGGAGCAGCAGUACUAUUUGGAGUAAACACUAUCGACUGGUAGGGGCAGCAGUAGGAAGAACAGCAUCACUAGUAACAGCAGCAGCAACAGCAGCAGCAACACUGGCAACAGCAGGAGCAGCAGCACUAGCUACAGCAGGAGCAGCAGCACUAGCUACAGCAGGAGCAGCAGCACUAGCUACAGCAAGAAUAACUGCAAUAGAAACAGCAGCAGCAAUAUUAAAGGAAGAGUAGCAACACUAGCAAGGGCAGCCGUAACAGUGGCAGCAUCAGACGUAGCAUUAACGUUAGGAGGAGGUGGUGGUAGAAAACGAGCGAAGGUGAUGGUGCGGGAGGUGUCAGCGCGGGUGGUCCUGCUUGUGCUAGCCGUGCCCUCACUGGUGUGUUACCUGCUGCUCGUGGACAACAACACUGAUCACUACCACCCACUAACCACAGAGUACGGAUCACAAUCUCCUCCCACGGUUGGUGGUACGCAUCACUGUAACCUCAAUUUUGUUGUUGUGAGCGACCCUCCUGUAGAAGACCCGGAGGACCUGUGGUGGGCCGACUGGAACGAAGUUCACAGGAGCAGACGAGCAGCUGUACACCACAACUGUCUCCACGCUAGAAAAGGCAAUGUUGUGAGCUUCUCUAGGCUUUUGAGUUCUCGGAAAUACCUCUACAACCUGCUGUUGGAUGAGAGGCACAAAGCUAUCUAUUGUUAUGUUCCAAAGGUUGCUUGCACAAACUGGAAGCGAAUGAUGAUGAUUUUGUCUGGACGCACAAACAAGGUCGACCCACUCAACAUUAGCUCUCAUGUUCCCCACGAGGAGGGUGUCCUAACCAGGCUGUCAGUGGCGCGCAUCAAGUCUUCACUUUUGAAUUAUAAACUACGAACGUAUACAAAGUUCCUCAUCGUACGACAUCCAAUGGAGCGUCUAGUAUCUGCUUACAGAAACAAAUUGGUUAUAAACUCCACAUCUGCUGCAGACUUCAAGAAAAGGUUUGGUGUCACCAUAAUGAAGAAAUAUCGCAAGGGAUCAAGUGCUCAAAAAAUUCCCAAAAAUGGUCAUGGUGUAACAUUUGCAGAAUUUGUCUCAUACAUUGUAGAGAGAAAACAGGAAAGUCAUCAAAGUCUUAAUGAACACUGGGCAUCAUAUGUUGAUCUCUGUCAUCCCUGCACUAUCAGAUAUAACAUCAUUGGUAAAUAUGAGACAUUAGAGGAAGAUUCUGAAUACAUCCUAAGGAAGAUCGGUGCUCCCCCUGAUUUACACUUCCCACCUGUAGUGCCAUCACGUACAGCAUCAUUGGUGGCUGACUACAUGGCUUCUCUCUCCCCAGAACUCGGCCAGAAACUCUAUGACCUAUAUAGGCUUGAUUUCAAGCUCUUUGAAUAUGAUUAUUCAAACAUUUAGCAUAAGAUUCCUAAGUAAGAUUUUCCCUGCUGUUAAUGAGAUCAUGAUAUUUCCUGUAGAAAAAAAAGACUGCUGUUAAGACAGAAACAAUGGAAUUAUACUAUGGUCCCAACUUUGUUAUUGUUGAUACUGUUAUUGGUUGUGACUGAUUUGUUAAAUAAUGAAGCCAUACUCACACUUCAUUAAGGUAAGAAAAUGAUAAGAAUAUUUUGCUUAUACAGUUUAUACAUUUGCUACAUUUCUAGACCAUGAUCUCAUUGCCUUAUGCUGAUAUUUUGCCAGGUUUUGAUUUUUAUGGUCAUCAUUUUUCCCAGGGCUUUUGAGUUAUGAAAGCAAAGUUGCUGGUAACAUCAUCUUGGUCCUUAUUGUAAUGAAUGAUAUCUUUGGGUAACUGCAAACAAACUAAUGACUGUAAACCAAAAUCUUAGAUGAACAUAAUUUUUAUUUACUGUACAUGACAUUCAUUUCUUCUCAUCAGGUAAAUUUCACUGUUAAAUGGUAUAACACUCUCAGUACUUAACCAUUGGAGACUGAUGACAAUACAGUACUGUACCUACCCUCAACAAAUAUGUGGAGAGGUGUGUGAGAUUGAAUGCUAAGUCAUAUACCAGCAGGCACACAUUGUUCCAAUUGUGGUAUUAAUUAGAAUUAUUUUAUGGGUAAACAUUUUACAGUACAUAUACUGUACAGUAAUAGUUAUUCAUCAUAAAUCUAACAAAGUUAAAUCUUCGUUAAAAUGUAGUACAGUAUUCAUUCAUUUGUAGAACCCGUCAUCAAUGUCCUCACAUUGGACCUUGUGUGAAUGUUGAGAUAGAAAUAUUAAAUUAUUUGUAAGUAAGAAUAUACUGUUUAGUCAUGCUGUAAGUAUUGUGAUUUUGCAGUGAUGAGUAAGCUUAUUAAUGUGCAUCAAGGUUAUACACUUGAAUUUUUUAAAUAAACAAAGAAAUUUAGUAGAUAUAAGUAUCAUGCAGUUCUGAAUACAAUAUUGCAUGGAAAUUUGCUUAUUAUCAUAGUAAAGCAAUGCCACUUAUAUCUAACUGAAGAGGGCUGUAUUUGUAGCAGCAAAAAUUAAAAUUAAUUACAUAGUCUAAACAAUAACUUCCGUAACCAGAGAGAUUACAGUACCUUAUAAUAUAUUGCCCGAGGCUCCACUGGUAUAGUACGUCUGAGCAGCAGCUCACUUAUUAACUACAUCUUGAUACACUGACACCAGAUGAUGUUUGUCUCCUGCUGGACACUAAGAACACAGUUUAUGCCUCAACAAACUUUUGAAAGAACUCCAGGAUCAGUCUAGAGUAAGUAAAAAAAAAAUUAUUUGAGCAUACACAGUAUCAUGUAGAUUGUUAUUUUCUUGGAAACAAAUGGACUGGCAGACAGAAUUACAGUCAACUCAGACACUAAUUAGAACUGAAAUCGCCACACAUCUUAAAUAAAAUAUGAAACCCUUUGUGAAAAUCUCAACACAUAAAUGCAAUCUUCAAGGUAACAAGAGUCACAAAAACAAUAUUUAUGCAGAUGGAAUCCUUGAGAAGGAGGAAAUUUUCAAGCAAUAAUGAGGUUUUAAACCUUUGGAUAUGCAAAUUGAACCAAUGUUAAAACCUAAUGCUGAAUUGGUAUUAACAUUUUAUUAAAUGUUCAUUGUAGUUUCAACAUUGAUACCUGAUCCUCAUUCAGUAUUGUUUCAAUGGGUUUUGCCAGCUGGAAUGCUUACCGAGUGUACUGUACUUAGUGAAUAUUUAGCCUAUAGUUCUUAAAUUUGCAUCUCUUAUCAACUUCUUGAGAUGGGCUUCAUGUAUUGUCAGUUCAUUACCUGAAAACCCUGCAAUAAAGUGCAUCUGCAGUUUCCUCCCAUACAUUAUUUUAUGUGUGAUAGUAUGGCAAAUACAGUACUGUACAGGUACAGGUACUUGAUAAAUGGGAAAUGUAUGUAAUUGAGCAGGUAACUGGAAUAGGAACCCGGUAUGAAAAUAGUGUUUUUAAGACUUGCUCUUGCAGUUAGUCAGAAUGAUCAAGCUGUAAUUAAGCUGACAUUUGUUUACCCAUGGUGGUACAAAACACACAUACGGGUUCACAGCAUUUGUACUAUUUUAUAAAUUUGUUCUUGUAUUGUAAUGUGGCUUUCUUGUGUAUCCCUAAAUUUUACCUGCUUGUUCUACCUCUGACUAGCAUGCUAGUAAUUAUUGUUGCAUGCAUUAUUUAGUAUUGUCCUGUGUAAAAGGUCAUUUGUUAAAUGGCAUGGUAACAUUGUAGUCUUUCAUUUUCAGAAGCUGCAUUAUUUAUGAAAUUUAUUUGAUUUGGACUAAGAGCAUGUACGUAACCCCGAAAGCUUUCAACAGAUGCUCUUGGAGAAUUACAUUACAUUGCAGCAUUUCACUAGAAUAUACAUUCAGAUUGUUGUAAGCUCAAUUUUGCUGUAAUUUUGUGAAAUACCGAAGUGUUGCUUGAUUAUUCAAUACACUUUGAGAAGGACCUUUAUUCAUGGUCAAAUAUAUACAGUACGUUAUUGAAUGCAGAUGAAAAGCUAGCAUUGGUUACUCUUGCGCCCUCAUCCAUAAUAUUUCCAGAAUUGAUUAGUUAUAGUAUGCCGUUGACAGCAUUGUUGUUACUGUGUAAAUCUGUGAUAUUGGUGUGUCUAGCAGGCAACAGUUUUUUCAUGUGUAGUCCAUCUCAUACAAAUUACUAUACAGUACUAACCUUGAGACUUGUAAAAUUGUCAGCUCUGUAUAAGAACUUGACUCAUCCAUGGUCAGAAUUUUUCCCCUUUCCUUUAAGAUAAAUCAACACAUGUGAAAGACUUAUUGGUUGAAUGAAUUAAACAAGCUGAAAGAAUGAAUAAUGGGGUACAGUAUAGAAUAAAUCCGAGUUCUUAUAUUGUACACUAUUCAGUCAAAUAAGUCUCUGUAAUGAAACAAUUACUAUACUAUAUCUAACCUUAAGUUCUGAGACUUGAAAAUUUAUAUACUGUACUGUACAGAUUUAUGCACUUUCUGAUGGUUAACAGUUGUUGUCUUCCACUGUCUCAGAAUGGAGGAGUUAGUUUUCUUUUGGCACAUUAUCCUUUCCACCUAGACUGCAUACCCAUGUCUGCCUCAUUAGGUUUCUGGACAUUUGCGAUUGUACUGGUUCUGCUUCUUGUACCAAUUUCAUACUGUGCAAACUCCUUUAUAAACUCAAUAAUUUUCUGAGUUCGAAUUUGGGACUAAGGUGUCAAAAUUCAAUUUGUAAAAUUUUUGGGCAUUUGCAGGUGUAAUUGUUCUUAUGUCAGUUUCUGAAUUAAAAACUGUUGAAAGCAGCUGCGUCUUUCAAAGGCUUCUGAGCAUUUACUCAAUAUAUACUGUAUUGUGCCCCUCCUACUAUUUAUGUGCUUUAAUUGAUAUUAUUGGUUCAAUACUAGUACAGUAUAGUCCUGUAGAAAAUUAGACAACAUGGCAGCCUUUAAUGAAUAUCCAUGAAGAACUAAGAUACUGUACUGUUUACUUAUAUCAAAGUGUUCUCAAGAUUCAAGGCAGCAUUCUGUACUGUAUUGGAGACACUUGUUUUGCUAACUUACAACUUGCUACAUUAGGGUAUAUUUGGCUGUAUUGGCCCCUCUUAUGUUCUAUCAUUCUUGUCACUAUUUCUCAUUUUUCCUUUUGUAUCCAAUCAUUUUUUCUCUAAUCUACUUUUCUAUUUGUUAGUUUUCUAGUAAUGUAUCUCAUCUUUUAUUUUCUGUCUCUUUCUCUUUUCUCUCUCUCUUUUAAGAAGCUAAUUACUAACCCACAUUUUACAUCAAUUUUGAAUUGUUGGAAGAUGAAGGAGGGCUGCUUACUGGAUAGCUUUAUGCUAUGGAAGAUAAUUACAGGAGGCAUAAGAACAACACCCAAAAAUUAAUUGAUAUUGGUACAGUACGCACAGUAAAAAUGAAAAUUGGCUUUUUUUCCACCAAUGAUUUUUUUUCUAUGAUUGUCACAAUCUGAGACUUGUUUCCUGUUAAACAGCUGUUCCAUGUCUGAUGAUAGUUCAAUAGGUUAGGUGUUUCUACCAGAGAAAAUACUUGCAAACAAUGCAUAAAUAAUUGAACCUAUUGUCCAGAUAUUCCAGUUCUUUUGAUGUGUACUACUGUAAUUCAAUUACAUUUGUUACACUUAAUAUUCUUACGAUGCUUUAGGUGAUAAGAACUGUAGUAUCCUACAUUUAUUUAGUGUAAAGAUUUAACUGCAAUAUGUUUUAAUUUUUUAUAUACAGUGUACUACGUAUACUGUACUGCUGUGUAAUGCAUCUGGGUUUGGUAAAUUCUUUAAAAGUCCAAAGUCUUUAAAAUCUUGAAUAUUUUAGCCCAUUUAAUGAUAUUGUUUCCUACUUUUGUUGAAUUUUCCAUAAUAUUUUGCUUUUGCAUUGUGGGUAGUUAGAUAUACAAGACCUUUUAAAUUAAUUCGUGUCUUUCUUAGAGUUUCCUCUUUUUGUAUUUGGUUUUAUCUUGGGGAGGAAUAUUAUUACUGUACUGUACUAUGCUUUUGGGAGUUAUGGCCACUAUUCUUUUUCUGUUGGAUGCACAUCCAACUUUGUGCUUAGAAUGACUAAAAGAGUAACAGGUGUUGAUCAAGUUUGAUGUGCAAGCAUAACCCAACAAAAUCUCAGAACAGCUUAAUGAUCAAACCUGCUUUGUUGUCUUUGGUCACCAGUCAUAUUAACAAAGGACUUACCAUACAGUAGGUCUAAUAAAAGAAAAAAAAUUACUUGAGCAAGUUUAUUCCCAAAAUCUAUUACACAAAUCAGUUUUUUUCUGUGCAAUGAUAUCAUUUAAAUACUGUAUUUGAAAUUAGAGAAAGAGCUCAUAGAGUUGAAUAUUGACAUAAUUAAAGAAGGGAAUAUAGACUACUACAUUAAUACUGUAUAGUUUUAGGAUCUAGUUUCCAAAACUUAAAAUAGAAAAUCAUUUUCCUUUUGUCAUAACUCCUGGAAUACUUAAAAGUCAAUAUACUGUACGUACCGUAAUAUGUACUAUUGGCUAUGUCCUCAGUAUUUCUCAAUCAGUAUCCUAUAUUUUACAUGUUAAAUUGUAUUUGCCUUGCUGGUGAUGACUGAACAUUAUUCUCCUAUACUGUACAGUUUAUUCAAUAACAACUUCUUUUGUAAAUUUAGGUGAAAGAGUUUAUAAAAAUAUUAUAUCUGUAUUUUCAGAUAAAAAAAAAUAGGGGUUCAAUUUACAGUACCUUUCGGUUUGGAAGUCUUUUUUCGUGAUGUUAACUGCAGAAGCAUCACUGCCUAAGUCUCAGCAUUUUGGAGAUUAUUUAAUCCAUCAUCCAGCAUGUGCCAGGAUUUUGUUCCCCCUAGUGAAAAUUUAAGAGAUUCAUAGGUAAAUUGUGUAUUAUCCAUGUUGUGUAUUAUCCAUGAGACAUCUGGUUCAGUGUAUGAUUAUUGUUAAAGAUUGCCAUCAAUGUUUUGCAUUCAUUGUUUCUUUUAAGUCUAGCAAAUUGUUUUUUUCUGUGCUUGUUAACAUUUGCAUGUUUUAAUACCGGGUAGAUAAAAAAAAAAUCAAGAACAUUUAAAAUGGCAGAAGAGCAAUGCGUAAAUUUACAAGUCUCUGUUAACCAAGGUGGCAAAGAGACCCAAAAGUGUAGACAGUGUUUGAAAAUAAAACAAUCCAAAUUUGUGGCCCAACCAAGGUAGUGGUGGAGUGGAAUAUAAGGAAGAUAAUCAGAUUAGUCAUACAUUUGGUGAAACAAGCACAUAAUUAUUCAAACUUAUUUUAUGAAAAAAAUUAUAUGAAUAGCAUUUGAAAGUCAUUCAAGCCUGUCUUCAUUAUUAAAUUAUCUGUUUAAGAGUGUUCUUCCAUCAUGUACUGUCUCACUGAGAAAGAAUCGAAUGAGCCAAUGUUUCUUCAUAUGUGUUAUCCUAAUUUGUUUUCUUAAAAAGUAUCAUUCACUGGUUUUAUGUGUGUAUAUUUUUUUCGCUUGUGCAAACCUUUUUGUGCUAUGAUGCAUAUUGGCUAUUAAUAUUUCCCUAACAAAGCAAUACCCUCUGUACCUGGUGAAGCACAUAUCAAGGUUUAUCUUCCUCCAUUGACCCCAGGGCAGCACUUACAUGCCCUGACCACUUGAUAUUGUUUUGUUCUGCACACUUAUAGCAUGCACAAUAUUUAAAAUGUAUAUUGUUUGUAUGUAUGCUCUAUUACUACAGUACUGUAUAUUAUACUAGUGUAAUUAUUAUUCUCUAAAUUCACUACUUGUUAUAAUUAUAAAUCUUGGUUUAAGAAGUUUCAUCUUCGUUGGUUUAAAAAAUCUUCAGAAUAACUGUUUGCUUACAUUGUUCAAACCUUUAAUACAUAUUUGUCUCAGAUCUUUGACAAGAAAUGAUCUAAUAAUCUUGUGGUGACAGAUGUGCACCAUGUAUAUAAAGAGGGUAUAACAGAGUUGUAGGCUUAUUUCUAGGUAAAACAUAAGCAGCUUAAAUACAAAGUGAAUUAUAGCCAUUAUCUACAAUAUACGUACAAUACUUUGUUUUGUGUAGAAGAAAACUGAAAAUCUAUUAACUAUUCCCUUAUUUAAUUUAUGAUAAUCUUAUCAAAGGUUGCUGCAUGCAAACUAUAUUCAUGUAGGAUUAGACAAUGAACAUGGUAGCAUAUUACUAUAGCAUGGGCAAACUAGUGACCUGCAUUCUUGCUUACACCAGUGUGACUUUCAUUAUGUCAACAUAUCAUGUGUGAAAAAGGAAGCUGGUUGUAAAAUUGAUUAUGGUUUGGGAUCACAGGUGGGUUUGACUGAGAGUCUCUUAACCUUUGAUAUGGUCACCUGUUAAUGCUGGGUGGCCGGUAUCCUUUAAUGUGGUGGUGGAGCUCACAUUUACACAUGCUAUAAUGGUAGAGAAUGCAGAAUGGCUUGUAGUUUGUAAUGCAGUUACAGAGUACAGAUUUUGUACUUUAGUGUGGAGAGCAAGUAAAUUUUAAUUCUGAAUGGUUAAGGAGCAUGCAAUUAGCACAUCAUAAUACCGAAAGAAAAUUAUUACCUAAUAAUGAUGGAUGUGAUUUAUAAAUACAUACAAAGUAAACCAUCACAAUAUGGGGAAAGUUUAGAUUGAUCGUGGCUGUGCGUCACACAUUACCACAAUAUAACAUGGCAUACCAAGCGACUGGUAACGUUGAAUGUGGUUGUGUAACAGAUAAUACUGAAAUGUGAUUGUGUAGGAAAUGAGCAUAUCAAUACUGUACUGUAUGUGAGGCAUAUGGUAGGUGAGACUCUGGGCCUCCUGAGUUUGCCUGUCCUUGCACAUCAAGACCUGUCUGUGAUAACUGUGUGCUCACCUUAAAACACCAAAUGUUAUGAUACAAUGUGAUGUUAUGAAAUAAUUCAUAAUUUACAAUAUAUAAUAUUCAGUGAAGAACAGUGUCUUAGGUGUCAUGUACUUACAUGAACCCCUCUAUAUUAUAAAUGAAAAACCUAUGUGUGGUGUAUAUUUUGGUGAUGUGUGUUAAUUUGUUAUUUAUGACAAUAAGAUUGUGCCAUCAAUUGUACCUUUGGAGGAUUGGAGUGUACAGACCUGAGACAUCCAGUACACAUAACAAUGCACUGGAUUUCAUGUCAGUGACAAUGUUCUAUGGUGAAGGAGAAAGAUGCCUACUUCACUCUCUUGGAUUUUCACACCUAGUGUUUUCCAGCUCACUAAUAGUUGAUACAGCUGUUAUUCCUUAUUUGUAAGCAUUCCACAGCUUUCAAGUCUAAAGCCUUCUUACCUGUAGUUUGCAGGAUCAGCUGUGAAUCCUCUCAACUCUUCCUCAGUAUAUUCAACCUCCUCACUAUAGCAAUAAUAGGCACAUUCCUAUUGUCCUCACUUGUAUUACUCAAGCAGUAAUACUGUACAAUGAACAACUGUAGUAUUUUUAAAAGUUUUGCUGAAAGCUGAGGUUGAAAAUAUAGCUUAAUAUAAUUAUAAGUUUUGAUACAAGCCAUUGCACAAGAUUACAUUCGGUUGUUAUCCCAUAAUAUACAUGAAUUACAAUAAUGAGUGCUCUCAACUUGUGCUUUGCUUUUGUCAAAAUGUUAUCUUUGUGUCAGUUUUUUUUCUAUAUUGGAAUAAUAAAGAGAAUCUUACCUA
Homarus americanus (American lobster) is the source of this 11222-nucleotide messenger RNA. Its product is annotated as carbohydrate sulfotransferase 11-like. Gene Ontology annotation, molecular function: sulfotransferase activity. The transcript has 5 exons. The record is from RefSeq and is a predicted model, not a curated record. Gene Ontology annotation, cellular component: membrane. The coding region runs from base 2079 to 3152 and encodes 357 amino acids. Gene Ontology annotation, biological process: carbohydrate biosynthetic process. NCBI's taxonomy places the organism in Eukaryota, Metazoa, Arthropoda, Malacostraca, Decapoda, Nephropidae.